AUGGCAGGCAGUAAAUAUGCCUAUGUCAGGAAUUUCGAGCUUCCAGACCCUCUUCUGCCUGGUACCUUUCUCGUCUUUCGAUUAGACGGCCAUUCUUUCCAUCGAUUUUCGACAGAGCACCAAUUUACGAAGCCAAAUGAUGUGCAAGCACUCAUGCUCAUGGACCACGCUGCUCGGGAUGUCAUGGAAGAAUACAAAGACAUCGUACUUGCGUUCGGCGAGUCAGAUGAAUACAGCUUCCUACUCCGCAAAUCGACAUCGUUAUACAACCGUAGGGAAAGCAAAAUAUGUAGCACGUUAACCUCCUACUUCACCUCGUGCUAUGUCUUCCACUGGAAGGAAUAUUUCCCCGAUUCGCCGCUGCUUUAUCCGCCUUCGUUCGACGGUCGAAUAGUACUUUAUCCAAGUUCGCGCGAGAUCCGCGACUAUUUCUCCUGGAGACAGGCUGACACUCACAUCAACAACCUGUAUAACACCAUAUUCUGGGCCCUUGUCCAGCAAGGCGGUAAGACUACAACUGAUGCCCACGCCGCCCUCCGCGGCACCGUAUCCAGCCAGAAGCACGAGAUGCUAUUUAAAUCCUUCGGUGUCAACUACAAUGAAAUCGAUGCUAGAUUCCGGAAGGGCAGCAUCCUGGUUCGCGACAUCGAAGAUGAACCCGCCCCACCUGAGCUUCCGGAGCCCACACCAGCUUCCUCGACGGCUGGCGAUCAAAGCAUUUCGGAAUCUACAUCGGCAGCCGAGGCAUCGCAUAAACCACUCAAACAGAAAAAGAACAAGGCACAACCGAAGGCGAAGACGAAGAUCAAUCUCCUGCAUUGUGAUAUCAUCAAGGACGAAUUCUGGGAUGCUCGCCCACAUCUUCUCGAGUAA
Pleurotus ostreatus (oyster mushroom) is the source of this 873-nucleotide messenger RNA. RefSeq names its product tRNA-His guanylyltransferase (gene THG1). The transcript has 6 exons. The coding region runs from base 1 to 873 and encodes 290 amino acids. NCBI's taxonomy places the organism in Eukaryota, Fungi, Basidiomycota, Agaricomycetes, Agaricales, Pleurotaceae. The record is from RefSeq and is a predicted model, not a curated record. Gene Ontology annotation, molecular function: tRNA guanylyltransferase activity; magnesium ion binding. Gene Ontology annotation, biological process: tRNA modification.